AAGACCCAGGGCUUCAUAUUUUGGGACUCGACCCAAAGUUGUAACUAGUCAAGCUUUCUUGUAAACUUUCAAGCAUGUAAGAAUAUGAGGGCAAGAAAAAAAUCCACAUGCCCUGUAAAGUUUGCUAAAAUAUCGUUGGUAGAUCAGCCCUGUUUUGAUUUCUCAACGGCUGUCAAAUCUUGCUCCUAAAGGGGCUACGGAUGCACUUCUUAGUGAGGCUUCUCAGGCAUUGGGCGAACGUGUAUACGUCCAUAUCCUCUGUCGCCUAAUGCUGAAGCACAGUAAGUAACACAUUUAUUGGUAGUGUAUACGAUUCUUCAAGCAAUAUGUGUGAGGUUUGUAAAUUGUCAUGAGAAUAACGUAGAACGUCGUCUGUUUUGUUACUUAAGCCUUCGGUCCGCCAGUAGGGCUAUAAGUUUCCUCUAAAUUUCUAAACUAUCUGAACUUAUUUCUGGUGGGUUUCCUCGUUUUAAAUCCCUCCCGUUUAAUCACCAUUUUGCCCGGAAAAUAUCUCCAGCCCACGGACUAUCCCUUUGUCACCACGUCCUAUUCUCGUCAUGGUUAUAUUAAGUAGGUCCGGUACGGCGGUAGGUUUUCGCCGGAAGCAAAGUACGUGCGCAGUGCAGACGCGCCGUAGAACCUUUCCAAAAUGUGCGGCCACCACAUUCCGGAUGAGCGUUUCACUCGUCGCCUGCAGGCAAAAUGAAACGGAGAUUUUCAAAUGUUGGCUUCGCACAAAACAUGGCUGCACACUCCAUUUUCACAAAUUGCUUUACGUUAGUCCCUAAAGUGAAAAAACUUUGGCUAAAUAUAGCUCCGUUUAAUUAAAAAAAAAUCACAUUGUCAGAUGCUGGAGCAUUCUCAUUUGUCUCACAAUAGAUGAUUCUGUAGGCUGGGAUGAAGCCACAAUAGGAGCAAAGCUGAGUUUUUAAAAAUGGUCUUGAGUUGCACGCAGCCUUCCGCACCGUACCGGUACGCGGUAUGGGUGCAUGUACAUGUAUAUGUAAACUGUAUACAUGUCCAUUACUACUCAGCAACAAGCGACAUGCAAGCAUGCACUGUACUCAUUGAUUCAUUGCGUGUACGAAGUCAUGGAAGUACGUACAUGUACAUGUACAUGUACAGUAGUUGGUCGCUUGUGAACAGACAGUACAGGUGUUUGAUCAAUGCAAGUUUAUUGAACAACCACACCGUUGUCACACCCAUACGUAGUUUUCUCUGAACACUGAUGGAAGGCCGAGCGUGGACUUCUUAUGGACAGUAGUAUUCUGGAAUCAUUCAGCUCUCGUCGAACAGUUUGAAUCAAAAGUUUUCAGUGUGCUUGUGUGCCGAUCGACCAUCGGCUAGACCACACUCAACAGAACCACCAGUAGGCCUACCAACGCUCACAGUGACAAACAUUAAUCAUGGCGAAAUUGAAGAAGACAUUUCGCUUCAAGACAGUGAAGAUGCCCAAAGUUCACGAACCGAUUUUGAUGGAUGAUGAGCGUGACGAGCUUGGUGAUUAUCAGUAUCCCUGGCAUAACAUCGUUUUUGAAGGCGGCGGCAACAAAGGCUUGGCUUAUUGCGGAGCUGUCAGGGUGCUUGAAGAAACAGGAAUAUGGAGUCAGGUCAAACGAAUUGCUGGGACCAGUGCUGGGGCGAUGACAGCGGGAUUGCUUGCGGUGGGAUACAAUUCUCACGACCUUGAGGCAUUCUUGAAGCAGCCUGACCUACAGAAGAUUUUCCUCGAUGCCAAGUUUGGUUUGUUAAGCGUAUUGCCCAACAUGAUGAAACGUUUCGGCUGGCAUCCUGGCAACAAGCUGUACUCGUGGUUUGGCAAGAUGCUGUACAAGAAGACAGGCAAUGCCGAUAUCACAUUUGAACAGGUGUACAAAACGUAUGGUAAGGAGCUGUGCAUCUGUGUGACAAAUAUCAAUUUUUUGGAUUGCUAUUACUGUCACGUGAAGACGACCCCAGAUAUGCCAGUUAGAAUGGCCAUGCGCAUGUCAGGCUCUAUCCCAGGUGUUUUCUGCACAGUUAAGGACAGCCUGAGUUCGUUUCCUGAUCAUUACGUCGAUGGAGGCCUGUUGGUGAAUUACCCCAUCCACGCCUUUGAUGGCUGGUAUCUCUCCAUGAGACCAGAAGACACAUUCCUGAAGAGAGUACAGCCCCUGAGAGACAUCCGCAAACUCUGGGACCGGAAGGAGCGUUUUGGGCACAAGAAUGAACGGACCCUGGGCUUGCUACUGUAUUCAGAUUUUGAGCCUGAAGUGAUGAAGGAUGCCUUGAACGAGCGCCAUUCCUACUACCAGGACUACGUUCAGGCUAUACCCAACACCAAACUUGCCAAGAAAAGAAUGAAAAAAGCCAAUAAUGAAUACAUUGAGGCUCAGCACAACAUUCUGGUGGAAGCGAUGGACAAGCUUUUGGCAGAACUGAGCAAGCAAGACGUAAACAUGGAUGGCAACAUUCAGUUGGAUGAAUGGAUGAAGGCAUUCAACAGUAAGGAUUCAGAGUUCACAGAUGAGCACAAGAAGAUACUGUUUGACGAGGAUGGUUCAGAUCCAGAGAAGAUAUUCAAUAGGUUAGACUUCGACAAAAAUGGAGAAAUCAGCUAUCGGGAGUUGAUAUACUGGGCGGAGAAACGCGGGCUGAAACUCCUCUCUGCCUUCCGAGGGUACGAGAGGCGAGAAAUCAAGUCAAUGAUGGAGUUCUUUUCGACGAUGAUGGAGUGCCUGCUUCUUAAUAUGAAACGAGUCUUCAUUCAGGAAAACGACCUGUUCCGCACUGUUGGAAUCGAUUGCAGAUAUCUGGAUGCUAUGGAUUUCAAUAUGGAGCCGGAAGACCAAAGGUUCCUAAUUGAGCAAGGCAAGUUGGGCUGCAUGGCCUACCUGCGAGAGUUUGUGGACAAGUUCAAACCGCCCCCUCGACGAAGCAAGGGGGCAAGCCGCGACAGUGCGAAGAAACACCGCGUGACGAUGGAGUUCUCGCGCCUGCUCAACAGUGAGUCUGACAUGGAAGGGCUGAUCUCACCCACGCCCCCGACGACGGCCGUGCCCGAGGACGCGCCGGAUGAGGAUGUCUUCAGCAAAGAGAUGCGGGAGGCAAGUAUCAAGGUUGUCAAGCCAGUGCUUGCCAACAGGGGCAAGCCUAGCUCGCCCGCUUGCAACAAGCACGUCAAAAUAACCCUGCCGGAGGACGACGAUGACUGUUCAGUAUCGGUGGCCAGCUGCGAAGAUGCACAGUUGGUAGUUGGGGCCAACGCUGCCCCUUGAUUUAUUCUUUGUGGUAAAUGCUUUUGCUUAAAAAUGUCCUGUACCGCAGUAAAGAAGACAACCUCUUUGAUGCAGUGAUGCCAUCCUGAGAGAUAAAGGGUAGCCUGGCUGACCAGCUGAAAUAACAUUAUACCAGGGGAUUUGUUUUGAUUAAACCCUUUAAGCACUGCUAUUAUGAGACGACCAUUGUAUAACUGCGGCUUCAACUCGCACCUUUAAAUAAAAUCCACUCAGAUGCUCCAGGGAAACAUUCAAGAAAAACCAUUGGCCUCGUUCAGUAAUUGUCGCAUCUGUGGGGCAGUGUUCCAUGUCUGUCAUAAUAAAACUCCAUUGCUUACAUUUACAUCCCAGUGGGUAUUCACAAGUGCAAGUACGAGUCAGAUACGUGGUCAGAGUGGAAGUGUAUAUGUGAGAUUUCUUUUCAGGAACUGGUUUGAAGACGUACAGUUCAGCGGGGAUGAGUGAGAUUCUCUGGGUCUUAGGCACAGCCAUCCAAUCACAGAUUGUCUGAAGCAUCUUCCUUAGAAUGGGUGCGUUGAAUAUGAGACACUGGUGCUCUUGAUCACUCUCUGAAUCUUUCCUCAGAUAUAAAAGUACCAAUUUUUGAAACCUGACCAAGGUCAUUCUGUACAAAAGUUGCUGAAGUUCACACCAAUGGCUAAUUUUGUAUUAUAGAGGCCAUUUUCCUGAGAAGUGUAUCUUUAUAUUUUUUAAAUUUUAGUCGUAUCUCUCUUUGUAUUUUUCUAGAAAGUGCCUUUUGAUGCUAUUUUUGCCCCCCCGGUCUUUACCUAUCAUGUAGGCUGACGCUCAUUUUAGGCAUGUUAUUUUAGUGCCCUCACCUAUCAUAUUACCUUAGACAUCGCUCGUGACUGUUCUUGCUGGAAUCCAAUGCUGAACUUCAUUUGAAAGUAUUGUUUAUAUCAGCAUUUGUCUAACUUUUAUAAAAAUAAAAAUUAACUUUUAUUUAAUUUCGUCAUAUGCUUUUUGCACAGGACUGCAACACAGACAAUACAUUUUUUUUCUAUUUUUCUAGUCUUUUUUAUUUCAUGAAGAUGCAAUUUCUUUUGUAACUGUUUGAUUUGGU
Messenger RNA from Acanthaster planci (crown-of-thorns starfish), 4341 nucleotides. RefSeq lists its product as uncharacterized. The record is from RefSeq and is a predicted model, not a curated record. Lineage: Eukaryota; Metazoa; Echinodermata; Asteroidea; Valvatida; Acanthasteridae. Gene Ontology annotation, biological process: lipid metabolic process.